Molecule: messenger RNA, 1115 nt
Organism: Suillus bovinus
Lineage: Eukaryota; Fungi; Basidiomycota; Agaricomycetes; Boletales; Suillaceae
Product: Nucleotidylyl transferase
Exons: 1
Coding region: 113-1102 (329 amino acids)
Cellular component (GO): cytoplasm; nucleus
Molecular function (GO): nicotinamide-nucleotide adenylyltransferase activity; ATP hydrolysis activity
Source: RefSeq, a predicted model, not a curated record
AGGUCAUCAUUUCUUCCUGGUGGGUACAUUCAUCAUGGAAUACUCGCCGACUUGUUAAACCAUACAAGGCCAGAUCUACCGCACUCCGAUGCCAUUGCAGCAGAAAUAAAUUAUGAAUGCGAAACCCCUGUGGCCUCCCGGUCACGCACUCAAACUCCUCCAGAAAGUACAGAGGCACGAGUCUCCUCUGGAACUCGUGUACACGUCCCAUGAACGUUGGCCUUUCCCUCGACUGCCCACUCACCCGCAACGCAAACUUGACACCAUUCGUAUAUCUAUCUUAGACUCUUCCUUCAAUCCACCGACAUGCGCUCAUCUUGCUCUGGCAAACUCUCGUCCUCCACGGUAUACAAAACCUGGUCUCACGAGCUCAACAGCUGAGCUUGAUUACGAUGCAAAGCUACUGCUGCUAUCCGUGCGGAACGCUGACAAAGCACUGAAACCUGGUGAUGCAACGUAUGAGCAGCGUCUGGAGAUGAUGUACCUCUUAUCAAAGGACAUGCUAGCAUCUGUCUCGCAGCGCCUCGAGGAUAAUUCUGAACCUGAGCAUGCCAACGUCGCAAUAGCCAUCGUCGAUGAACCAACUUUUGUCGGAAAAGCCGUAGUUCUUCGGCAGUUCCUGCAUGCGCGAUGUUCAGGCAUGUAUCAUCCGGCAACUGCUCUGGAUGAGAUGGCAAUAUCACCCACUUAUGACGGAAUAUCAAUACCAGAUCCACGCCUAGUAUUCCUAUUAGGCUUUGAUACUCUCGUCCGCCUGCUGUCUCCGAGAUAUUAUGCAUCUGAAGCUGCAAUGAUGGAUGCUCUUCGUUUGUUUUUCUCGCCUACGGGAGAUAAUUGUUAUGUGGCGUGUGCUCGGCGAAAAUUGGCAGAAGUACAAGAUACGGUACAAGAGGAAGUAGAAGCGAAGACUUUAUUCAUGGCGAGGGAGUUCGUAGAGAGCGAGCGAGUUGCCUUGAUCAGCUUAGGUGCUGACAACGUCGACGAGCAAACCAGCUCAAGCCAAGUGAGAACAAAGGUUGCGCUCAAGGAUGAGACAUGGAAGGAACUCGUUACACCAUCUAUCGCCAACUAUAUCAUUCAGAACAGCUUGUAUGUUUCUUGAUGCUGCCACGAGC